This is a messenger RNA of Apaloderma vittatum (bar-tailed trogon), 601 nucleotides long. RefSeq names its product translocator protein (18kDa) (gene TSPO). Gene Ontology annotation, cellular component: membrane; endoplasmic reticulum. Gene Ontology annotation, molecular function: cholesterol binding. The transcript has 3 exons. The coding region runs from base 9 to 512 and encodes 167 amino acids. NCBI's taxonomy places the organism in Eukaryota, Metazoa, Chordata, Aves, Trogoniformes, Trogonidae. The record is from RefSeq and is a predicted model, not a curated record.
ACCAUCCAAUGGAAGCAGUACCAGCCUGGGCCCCAGCAGUGGGUUUCACACUCCUGCCCCAUGCAGGAGGAUUUUUAGGAAGCAAGAUAACCAGAAAGGAAAUCCCAUUGUGGUAUGAUUCUCUACAGAAGCCAUCCUGGUGUCCACCUAACUGGGUAUUUGCUCCUGUUUGGGGAACUCUCUAUACAUCUAUGGGAUAUGGCUCCUACCUGGUGUGGAAGGAACUGGGAGGCUUGAGUGAAAAGUCAGUGGUUCCUCUGGGUCUGUAUGCAGGGCAGCUGGCAUUAAACUGGGCAUGGACUCCGGUAUUUUUUGGAGCUCACAAAACAGGAUGGGGGUUGGUGACUCUUCUGCUCACAGCUGGUACUGCAACAGCUACAACUGCUUCCUGGUAUAACAUCAACAAAGCAGCAGCUUAUUUGAUGGUUCCUUAUUUAGCUUGGCUAACCAUGGCUUCUGCACUCAAUUAUCGUAUCUGGAAGGACAAUCGCAACAAGAAACAACCUGAAUAAAGUUAUCAGCCAAAAAGAUUUUUUUUUUUUACACAAGAAUUUUCUAAAUAAAAUUAUGGCCUUAUUUUUUUUUCGUUGAACUACUUAGA